AAAAGAAAAACCCUGACCCACCCUCCACCAACUCGCAAAACCCUUGACAAUGGCGAAGAAGAAGAAACGAGAAGCAGAAGUUCAUGAAGAGCAAAAAACUGAAGCUAAGCAGCUCGAGAUACCCAAUGGAGAUUCUUACCAAAAGAAGAAAAAGAAGAAAAAGGAUAAGCAAGAAGAAGGGGUCAAACCCAAGGACAUACCUACAGUCACCAUAGCCUUGCCGGGUUCUAUAAUCGACAACACACAGUCCUAUGAACUCGCAACCCGAUUGGCUGGUCAGAUUUCUCGUGCCGCAACUAUUUUCCGAAUUGACGAGGUGGUAAUAUUUGACAACAAGAGUAACUCUGAAAAUUAUUAUAGCUACCAUACAAAAUCAGAUAACUCGGAUGAGAAUGAAAGUGGUGCAGAUUUUCUUAUAAGAAUCUUAAAGUACCUUGAAACCCCUCAGUAUCUGAGAAAAGCUUUAUUCCCUAUGCACAAUAGCUUAAGAUUUGUGGGUCUGUUGCCCCCGCUUGAUGCUCCACAUCAUUUGCGCAAACACGAAUGGGGUCCCUUUCGUGAAGGUGUUACACUUAAAGAAAGAGCUCCAAACUCGUUGGGAACACUAGUUGAUGUGGGUUUAAAUAAGAAUUUUGUAAUUGAUCAAGUGCUCGAUCCUGGAACGAGAGUUACCGUGGCUAUGGGAACUGAUCGGAAUCUGGAUGCUGAUUCAGUUCGCCAGGUUGUUUCAUCAUCCAAGCCCAGGGAAGAAGCAAACAUGUAUUGGGGUUACAAAGUGAGAUAUGCUUCCAAUAUAAGUUCAGUAUUCAGGGAAUGCCCAUAUAAGGGAGGCUAUGAUCAUUUGAUUGGAACCUCAGAGCAUGGUUCGGUUACUAAAUCAUCUGAUCUCGUUAUACCUACUUUUAGGCAUCUGUUAAUUGCUUUUGGUGGACUUGCUGGGUUAGAAGAGUGCAUUGAAGAGGAUACUAAUUUAAAAGUAAAAGAUGCGAGUGAAAUAUUUCAUUCAUAUUUGAACACAUGUCCGCAACAGGGAAGCCGAACAAUUCGAACCGAGGAAGCAAUCUUUAUCUCUCUUCAAUAUUUCCAAGAACCAAUCAGCCGGGCAUUGGAGUAAAUUUAAGAUUUGAGUAAAGCCAACUAAUUGCAGAACUCAAGGAACAUCACAACUACAUUCAUGUAAUAUCAAUAUUCAGUAUCAAAAUCUUUGAUGCCAACAAGAUGAAGACAUAAUUCCUUUUGUUUUCAAUCUUGUCAAUUUUCCUCCAAGGUCGUUGGAAAAUUGGAAUUAGCAUUUUUGUUCGAUGGGAGAUAGCAUUUUUGUUCCAAGGUCUGAGAUUUGUCUGCCUUGUCCGUCAAGUAAGUUGGUGGAGACUAUUAGAGAACACAAGCUUUUAAUGCUACUGUUGUAAAAUUUGAGCUUUAAAUAUCGAAUGUUGAUCUUUUUGCUA
Messenger RNA from Humulus lupulus (European hop), 1448 nucleotides. RefSeq lists its product as uncharacterized. Bases 50 to 1114 code for a protein of 354 amino acids. Lineage: Eukaryota; Viridiplantae; Streptophyta; Magnoliopsida; Rosales; Cannabaceae. The transcript has 11 exons. The record is from RefSeq and is a predicted model, not a curated record.